AUGGCGUCUACCUCUGAGUCCGCCGACGGCCACAACGGGCCUCAAUACCCAACAGCCCCGAUGGGAGGCAAGCCGAUGUUGGCACGUCAGCGCGCGAACGAGGAUGCACAGGCAGAGCCCAAAGGACAUGGGCGUGAUGGUAACGCAUACUUUCCGCUGGGCUACAAAGAGGGCUUCUCACAAUGGUGGGCUGGUCUCGCGCCUGCAGUCACGGAGCACAAAGUCAUGGCUUUCAUUCCGUAUCUGCAAAAGCCGCCCACGCACACGCAGACUGGCAGCGCCCCUGUGCCCGCAAACAACUCCACAUUAAGUCUCGACAAGAGCAAGAGCUCGGGAAGUGGCGAGACUAUCGAGCGAACGACCAGCAUACACGAUCCUCACGGACCGCGACAGUGGCAGAGCAAGAUGGUCGAGCUGAGUGGCAAGAACCGGGCAUUGAACGAGUUCAGCGUGGAGAGGCUGGGCGAGGAAGUAGACAAUAACCUUGUCAUGGUCCACGGCUACGGUGCAGGACUCGGCUUCUUCUACAAGAACUACGAAGCGUUGUCACGAUUACCAAACUGGAGGCUGUAUUCGCUGGAUCUCCCUGGUAUGGGUCGGAGCACGCGACCACCUUUCAGAAUCAACGCGAAAGACAAGGAAGGGAAAAUUCGCGCGGCUGAGUCUUGGUUCGUCGAUGCAUUGGAAGAGUGGCGAAAGAAGAAGGGCAUCGAUAAGUUUACACUCCUAGGACACAGUAUGGGUGGGUACAUGGCAGUAUGUUACGCGCUGAAGUAUCCUGGGCACCUAAACAAACUCAUUUUGGCUUCGCCUGUGGGCAUACCCGAAGACCCAUACGCGGUCAACGAAGAUAUGCCAGAACCCGGGGACAGCACUAUGGCGAACCAAGUCGCACAGGACGCGAGCGUGGGCACAGUGAAGGGCGACAACAAGCCACCACGGCGGCAAAUGCCGAAGUGGCUGACAACGCUCUGGGAUGCUAACAUCUCGCCUUUUUCGCUGGUAAGGCUUUCUGGACCACUUGGACCUCGAUUAGUAUCUGGCUGGACCAGCAGGCGCUUCUCGCACCUGCCCGCUGACGAGGCUCAAGCACUGCACGACUACAGCUACUCGCUUUUUCGACAGCGUGGUAGUGGCGAGUACGCGCUUGCAUACAUUCUUGCGCCGGGCGCUUUUGCACGAUCUCCCUUGGUCCGAAGAAUCCAUGGUGUAGGCAGGCAGUUCUUGGAACAACACGGAGAGCCGUCUCCAGACAACGCUUCAUCAAAGACCGAGGAAGUGCCGAGGAAAGAACGAGAGACUGGACUUCCGGUCGUGAUGAUGUACGGCGAGAACGACUGGAUGGACAUUGCCGGCGGAUAUGCUGCACAAGAGCGGAUGCGAGAGGAGAAGAAGAAGGCGCUGUCGCAAGCUAGUGAGCGUGAGAAGCAGCUCGAGAAUGGUGAGACCAAGGUCACCAUCAUCCGCAAAGCUGGACAUCACGUCUACCUCGAUGGUUACGAACAAUUCAACAACGAAGUACUGAAUGAGAUGAAGGAUGUUGAGAAGCGACAGAAGAGACUAGCAUCAUUGCAAUGA
This is a messenger RNA of Fulvia fulva, 1578 nucleotides long. Its product is annotated as putative cardiolipin-specific deacylase 1, mitochondrial. Gene Ontology annotation, molecular function: A2-type glycerophospholipase activity. Lineage: Eukaryota; Fungi; Ascomycota; Dothideomycetes; Mycosphaerellales; Mycosphaerellaceae. Bases 1 to 1578 code for a protein of 525 amino acids. Gene Ontology annotation, biological process: cardiolipin acyl-chain remodeling. The record is from RefSeq and is a predicted model, not a curated record. Gene Ontology annotation, cellular component: mitochondrial inner membrane. The transcript has a single exon.